This is a messenger RNA of Ctenopharyngodon idella (grass carp), 3990 nucleotides long. RefSeq names its product solute carrier family 25 member 15a (gene slc25a15a). Gene Ontology annotation, cellular component: plasma membrane. The transcript has 13 exons. The record is from RefSeq and is a predicted model, not a curated record. Bases 444 to 2198 code for a protein of 584 amino acids. NCBI's taxonomy places the organism in Eukaryota, Metazoa, Chordata, Actinopteri, Cypriniformes, Xenocyprididae.
GGGGAAUGUUAUUCUUACAUUAUAGCCUACCAAAAGACCAUACUGUACCCGUUUGUUUGUAAGAAUUCAGGACCACGUCUUAAUCUGUACAAAGUUUGUGCAGAUGCUUAGAUAACUGGCACUAUGUUCAAGGAUAUCCUGCCAUCUAGUGGUUAAAAUACAUCAGUGUCGCUGGCAUUUGUUCUCUGGGAAUAUCGCGUUUGAUGAAGUGACCUUGUGUCACAAUCUUGAUGUUGAGUCAACAACUUCUUCAGGAUGUGACAGCAACACGAUAGUCCGCUUUCUCUUCUUUCCAGGGCACGUGGUUCCAAGAAGCCCCCGCAUGCCGAACAACACACACCCCUGCCCUGCGUGUGUGGCAUGUACACACCUGUGUUGUGAUCGAGGAAGUGUGGGUGUUUGCACCGGCUUCAGGAAGUGAUGCAAUAUAGCAGAAGUUAACGAUGGUGCCACAUCCUGUCACUCAAGCCGUCAUUGAUCUGUCAGCUGGAGCAUGUGGUGGGAUUGCGUGUGUGUUUAGCGGGCAGCCCUUUGAUACAGCCAAGGUGAAGAUGCAGACUUUCCCCGGCUUGUACAGAAGCUUUGUCCACUGCUUCGUGUCCGUCUACAAACAGGUUGGACUGCGAGGCCUCUAUCAAGGCACCACACCUGCCCUCAUAGCCAACAUUGCUGAAAACGCUGUGCUCUUCAUGAGCUACGGCUUCUGCCAGAAUGUAGUGCGCUUUGUUUCAGGAGUGGCCCGAGGCACAGAACUCAGUGAUAUGCAGAAGGCCUGUUCAGGCUCUGUCGCCUCUAUCUUCUCCUCUCUGGCUUUAUGCCCCACUGAACUGGUUAAAUGUCGACUGCAGGCCAUGCAUGAAAUGGAGGCGUCCGGCAAGAUUGCCAGUGGACAGAAAAGCACGGUGUGGUCCGUUGUGAGAAAUGUGCUGCGGACAAACGGUCCUCUGGGUUUCUAUCAGGGUCUCACCACCACUAUAGUCCGUGAGAUACCUGGAUACUUCUGUUUCUUUGGAGGAUAUGAACUCAGCCGCUCCAUGUUUGCCCACCACAUGGGCAGAGACAAAGAGCACAUAGGUGUCGUGCCAUUGAUGUUCAGCGGUGGUUUCGGCGGAGCCUGCCUCUGGUUGGUUGUGUACCCCAUAGACUGUGUGAAGUCUCGCAUCCAGGUUAUGUCUUUAGCAGGGAAACAGGAAGGCUUCCUCAAGACUCUUAUGGGAAUUUUACGAAAUGAGGGAAUGGCGCCUCUGUAUUCUGGUUUGACCCCGACUAUGAUCCGAACUUUUCCUGCCAAUGGAGCGCUCUUUUUGGCCUAUGAAGUCAGUCGCAAGAUAAUGAUGCAACAGUUUGAUCACUGGUGUACCAUGCAAGGAAAAUCCCACAAAAUGUUGGCUCCAUGUCUUUCAGAUGACAAACCACCCUCGCUGGGAUGCUUUGGCUGGUUCAUUAUCUUUAUCGCAAUCAUUAUCACCAUUGGAUUGCUUCCUGUUACCAUUUUUAUGUGCAUCAAGAUUGUGAGGGAGUAUGAAAGGGCCGUGAUUUUUCGAUUAGGUCGUAUUGUGGACAAGAAACCAAAAGGACCUGGAAUUUUCUUUGUGCUGCCAUGCACUGAUACAUUCAGGAAGGUGGACUUGAGAACUGUGACAUUUGAUAUUCCUGCUCAAGAGUUCCUGACGAAGGACUCUGUGACCGUGAGUGUAGACGGUGUGGUGUACUUUCGUGUCUUUGACCCGAUCUGUUCCGUGGUCAACGUGUCCAAUUCAGACCAUGCAACACGGCUGUUGGCACAGACCACCCUGAGAAAUGUCCUGGGCACAAAGAACCUGUCUGAGCUGCUGUCUGACAGAGAGGGCAUCUCACACAGCAUGCAGAUUGCCUUGGAUGAGGCCACUGGCGUAUGGGGCAUUAAAGUGGAGCGAGUGGAGAUAAAGGACGUUAAACUGCCACUCCAGCUCCAGAGAGCCAUGGCUGCAGAGGCUGAAGCAACUCGAGAAGCCCGUGCCAAGGUGAUUGCAGCUGAGGGGGAGAUGAACGCCUCGCGGGCCCUGAAGGAAGCAUCUCUAGUGAUGGCUGAGUCUCCAUCAGCUCUUCAGCUGCGAUACCUCCAGACUCUGAACAACAUCGCAGCAGAAAGAAACUCCACCAUUAUCUUCCCCUUGCCCAUUGAUAUCAUUCAGCAUUUCAUAUCUAAAAGAGACUGAUGAAUCCAGAUUAAAGCUACACUGCUUGUGUUCUUAGAAAGUUAUGUAAUGUGACAUAUUUCCAGGUGAAACAUAAUUCAGUGAGAAACAAUGCAGCCUUUAUCCAUUAAAUUAACUGGGUAGUGAAAUAUGGUUAAUAUUAUUUUUUAACAGACUAAAAAUAAUUUCCCUCAAAAGUCUUGUAGCUGACGUUCAGCUCAUUUAAAAGUAAGAAACAGGAUGCUUUUACAUGAUCUUUUAAUAAACCCAAAGUGCAAUAAAGUGCAACAUAAUCAUCAAAAGAGUUUCUGAAUGCAUCACAACAGUGAUUAGCUACACUAACAAGGUUUGAAUCAAAUAAAUAACUGUAUAUCACAGCGUUAAGACAUGCUUUUCCAUUAAUGUGUUGUAACAUAGAUCACACAUAAAGCUCAUAGAAGCUGUACAACACAAAUUAGGAGAAGAGAAAAAAAAAAAAACAAGAGGACAUUUCAAUAACACAAUCAUGGUACAAUCCUCUCUUAAAUAUACGAUAACAGACAGUUGUGUUUGUAUUCAAUUUAAAGGGACAGUUCAUCAAAACAUUAACAUUGUGUCAUUAUUUAUUCACCCUUAAGGCCUGUUCACUCCAAGGACAAUAAUUAUAGUAAUAACGAUAAAGAUGUAGAUCUAAAAAUCAUUCUAAAGAUGAAAGAAAAGCAGAGUCCACACCACUAUAACUAUAACGACACAGAGAAACGAUACCAUUGGAAUCACUUUCAGAACCAUUUUUCCAGCUGAUGAAUGAUAAAAACAUUGACAGCCAAUCAGAAUCCAUCCUGCUUUAAAGAGCUUGGACAUUUAUAGUGGCAGACGACAAAACUGUAGCAUGCACUUAGAAUAAACAGAACAAUAUUGUGUGUUGGUGUGGACGCUAAUAUAGUUAUCAUUAUAGUUAUCGCUCUUGGUGUGAACCGGCCUUUAUAUUGUAUCAAACUUGAAUGCUGUUCUUUUUUGUACUGUUGUGAAGUUGUGAAGUCUUCAUGCAGCUUUCAUCCAUACAAUGGUAGUUCAUAGUAUGGAUUUAGAAAACUUGGAACAUAUUUCAGUCAUAUUUAUUACUUUUUAUGAUGUUUAUGGUGCUUUGACAUCUUUUUUGGAGCUUGACAGCUUAUAGUCACUAUGAACUGUUGUUGUAUGGAAAAACGCUACAUUCCCUUGUGAAAAAGUACACAUUAGCAUAAAAAAAGUACUUCUGGAAAAAAAAAACAUACUUUAAGUGUGAACUGAAUGAUGUUUUCAGACAGUUAAUUGCAUAUUAUUUGCAAUUAAAUGAAAAUGCAUUAUAGCUUUUCACUUAAGUAGGACUUAAGUACAUCUUUAUAUAUAAAUUAAUCAUUCUAUUGUCUUUGAAAUACAGCUAAAGUUUACUUCCGAAAGUACUGACAAACUAAAUGUUUAUGUUAAACUAAAAUAUACUUUUAUGUCAUUUCUAUUGAAACUUGUGUAAUGUAUUUCAAUAUAUUUGUAAUUACACAUUUAUAUGAAGUUGCAAUUUCAAAUAUAUCAAUUUUAAAUGUAAUAUUGAAUAACACUAAUUAUAAUCAAGUGCAUGUGCUUUAAAAUGUUUGUCAACAUCUAAAUAAGUGCAUGACAAAAGAUUAUUCAAAUGAUUUAAAAUGUGCUUGUAGAGCUGUCAAAUCGAUUAAUCGCGAUUUAUUGAAUUUAACCAAAGUUUGUGAAUAUAUAAUGUGUGUGUGUGUGUAUACAGUUGUGGUCAGAAUUAUUGGCACCCUUGGUAAUUAUUAUUAAAGAUGACUGUAAAAAUAAAUCU